Procambarus clarkii (red swamp crayfish) is the source of this 3422-nucleotide messenger RNA. RefSeq lists its product as uncharacterized. Lineage: Eukaryota; Metazoa; Arthropoda; Malacostraca; Decapoda; Cambaridae. The record is from RefSeq and is a predicted model, not a curated record.
AUGCUCUUCCUGACCAUUACUUACACCCUCUACGGCUGCGUCCCUCAGGUGAGCAUGCUGGUGGCUCUGAUGGAGUCCCUAACCGCCGCCGUGGCCGCUGGGGGAGCCACAACACCGGUCCUGAUCCACAGCGCGACCUACCAGGGCGGGAUAGCCUCCCUCAGCACCGGGGCCUUCUCCCUCGACGACUCCCUGGCCGCCAAUGCCCGCUUCGCCGUCUACUACUACGACCUCAACCACGUCGGCAACACCAUUCACCUGACCGCGCCUUCGGGAGCCACCUUCGCCUCCGUCAACAUGCAGGAGGAGGACGGAGAUGUCAACAUGAUCUCCGUAAAUCUCCACAAUGCCGAGCGAGGUGUUUGGAGGUAUAAGGUGGAGAACCGCGCAGACUCCCACCAGGCUCUGCAUAUCCAAGUGACGUCACUGCCCAGCUCUACCAAUGAUGUGUCUGUGAGAGUUUGGACCAAUCAGGACAGUGAUGAUGUCAUCUCUGCUAAAGAAACUCUGCCAAUCAUUAUCUACGGAGAAGUUAAGAUGGGUGGAGCGGCAGUGAUGGACGCGGCGGUGAUGGCAACGCUGCAGCGGCUGGGCACCAACGCCACGGGGGGCACGUACCCACCAGUCAAGGUGCCCCUCCUCGACCUUGGCACCGGAGACCCGGACAUCACGCGCGGUGACGGGGUCUACACGCGCUACGCUCCCCCUCUGGACGGACCUGCCCGCUACGCCCUGCUGCUCUCCGUGGACGCUGGCAAGGCCGUGCUGGCGCUGGCACAGACCCACGUCAGGGACCACGACUUGAGGCACCACAGACACGCCUACACCAAAGAGCUAGCCUUCGGGAGCUUCGAGGACGACAGAGCGUGGGCCUCUCCCUCCUGCUGCGGCACCGUCGUGCCUUACGCCCACACCAGGGAAUCACCACCUUUCACCAGGCAGGUGACGGGACCCACACUGGAUAUUCGUGAGGGCCACGUCCUUAGCAGAGAGAAGAUUCCUCCAGCCAAGAUCAUGGACCUGGUGGCCUGGGUGAACCACUCGAGCGGCCGGGUGGUGCUGGACUGGACAUCGGUGGGCGAGGACAGAGACUGGGGCCGUGCUCACGUCUACGAAGGCUACGUCGCCCCUACCAAGAUCGAGGCGGCUCUCAAGUGCACGGGUGAGAGGAUCAGAGGACUCCCGGCCCCGGCACCUGCUACCAACAAAGAGAGGGCUGCCGUCGCCCUCACUGUCCACGAGAAGAAAGUGCUGUGGGUGUGUCUUCGGGCGGUGGACCGUCACGGGAACAGAGGUCCUCCCAGCAACCCUGCCGCUCUGUGGCUUCCCCGACCUCCAGCCACAGACCAAGUCACCAUCAGAGCAAGAGGUCCGGGAGGAUCGGGUUUGUCUUCAGGUCUGGGCGGAUACGGUUCGGAUGCGGGUAUUGUGGGUAGCGAGAAAGCAGCAGUGAUCAGCGGCUGUGUGGGUGGCCUCCUGCUGGUGGUGGUCCUCGUCGCCACCUACUGUUACUGCCUUCCGUCUACACUAAAGCGGCGACUCAACAGGCGACGCCAGCCCCCCGAGGACUCAGAGAAGGCAGCAACAAGCCUCGUCAACGGGGGUAGCGUCGUCGUGAGAUCCUCAUCCAGGGGCAGCGUCCUCGCCAACCAGGACCCGGAGACCUCGCACCAGGACACUACUGACCUGGCAGAUACACCUCCGGAGGAGAGAAGAGCCAUUAGUAAGUCUCCCGAGCCACAGCCUCCUCCCUGUGAGGUGAUGCGAGUUGAGCAGGUCUCUCCUCCCGCUGCCAGGCGGGACGGAGACGGGGAGGAACUCGUGGGACGUCGGGGACUCUCAAUGUCCAUCCCAGACGUGACCAAAGUAGAACGCAGCUCCCGGGAGGCUGAGGAGCGCCCCAGUGUGCCCAGCGUGCCUACCCCACAGUUCUACACGCUGGGACGCCACACUCGCACCACCAAUCGCAGCCCUCUCCGUGGCCCUAACGGUCACAUCUACGGCUCCACCGACCUAAGUUACCAGCAGCAGCAGCAACAGCAGCAGCAGCUUCCCGUCAGGUACAGCUCUGUGGGCGCCCCGCAGUACUACAGCGUCGUCCGUCCACACCACGUGCCCGUGUCGCAGGAACCUUACAGCGACGACGACGCACAGUACUCGGACCAGCUGCUGUGCGACGACCGUGGGGCCUCGCCGCCACCGCCCGCGCCCGCAGAUCACGCCCACGCCUACAGCGACCUGCACAGGCAUUCAGCUGCCCUCUUGUAGGAUGCCGGCUGGAACACAUCCCACUAACAAAGGAUAUCAUGUUUUCAAAAUGCUCAGUAGGGGAGGACAUGCGAAGUGUUGUCUGGAAAGCAAUGGCAUGAUUCGUACGACAAUCAUAGAAAAUAUCACUUCAUUUGACAUAUCAGUUUAAACAAAAUCCUUCAUAUCAAGAAACAAAAGAAAUAAAAAACUUACUUUUCUUACUUAGUAGCUAUGAUGAUACUCUGAAUUAAAUUGUAUUAGCAAAAAUUAUGUGAAAUAUUUAACUACUUAUUUUUUAACUUUCUUUUUUAACAUUAUUAGAAGUUACCUUAUAUUACAUGAGGCCCAUGACGGGACUUUCCAAGCCGCUUUGACUGACUGUAACAAUUAUCAGGUAAUCCAAAGUCCGUGCGGGUAUAUCAGUUGAUUCGAUUUGCUUCUCGAUUGUCAGUUCAUUGUGGUCUGUAGGCAUCUACGACUCUCGGCAAAUCAUAUUAGCUACUCCUGGUUUGUGCUCGACUGUCAGCUGAUAAAGGUCUGCUUGACUGUCAGCUGAUCAAGGUCUACGCUCGACUGUCAGCUGAUCAAGGUCUGCUCGACUUGUCAGCUGAUCAAGGUCUGUGCUCGACUGUAAGCUGAUCAAGGUCUGUGCUCGACUAUCAGCUGAUCAAGGUCUGUGCUCGAAAGUCAGCGUAUCAUUGCAUGAGUUGACUACCGGCUGAUUAUAAAAUGUGGUAGACUAUCAGCUGAUCUAGGUCUGUGCUCGAAUGUCAGGUGAUCGUGGCUUGAGUUAUCAGGUGAUCAUGGUCUCUCUGGACUGCAGUUUUUUCUGGCAUGAGCUCGACUUUCAGCUGAUUCCCUUUACGAACUAAGUUGCCGGCCAAUCAGAUAAUCUUGGACGUAUCCAGCCUUGUGAUAAACUUAUUUAUCUACCUCCCCCCUUUCUCUCUACGAUGUAUAAAUAUUUAUUUUUUAAACCCCAUACCGUCAGUUAUCAACCAUGGCUUUCGGGUUUCAGGUUACAAAUGUAACUCAAAUUGGUUUAAAUUUGUGGAAAAUCUGAAGUAUUUCAUUAAAAAUUAAGGGGACUUAAAAGACAUAGUGUAUCUCAAAGUGUUAGUGAGCGAGAGUGUCUGUGUAAGUGUGUGUGUGUGUGUGUGUGUGUGUGUGUG